Vicia villosa (hairy vetch) is the source of this 3978-nucleotide messenger RNA. Its product is annotated as DNA ligase 1-like. The coding region runs from base 757 to 1362 and encodes 201 amino acids. The record is from RefSeq and is a predicted model, not a curated record. The transcript is spliced from 9 exons. Gene Ontology annotation, molecular function: DNA ligase (ATP) activity; ATP binding. Gene Ontology annotation, biological process: DNA repair; DNA recombination; lagging strand elongation. NCBI's taxonomy places the organism in Eukaryota, Viridiplantae, Streptophyta, Magnoliopsida, Fabales, Fabaceae. Gene Ontology annotation, cellular component: mitochondrion; nucleus.
AGCAUAGUCUCAAAAGCCUCCACCACUCCAUACUUUUUAAUUUAUUUCUGAUUCUCUAUAUCUGUGAAUGUUUCCCGCGCUCCUGUCCUGCUGCCCUAGGCUCCGUCCGUGGUUGGUUGAAAUGGCGUCUUCCGCCUUUGAUGUACUGAUGUCGGGCGCUCGAAAGAAGAAAUCCGACCAGAAAAGAAAAACCCCACCCCUCCCCAAAUCCGGAAACCCUAACCAAGUUUUGUCGCCUCCCAUCUGCUCCUUCUUCUACUUCCAUAGAAGAACUGAGGGCUCUGUUGCCAAAGCUAUCCGUUUUUCUCAAUCUAUGCUGCGGAAGCCGGAUGCAUUGACUAUAACAAAAGUUUUCAACACCUUUCACUCCAUUGUAAAGAUUAAUGCACUUAUGAAUCCAGAAAAGACAGCCGAGAGAAGAAAAAGAAUGAUAUAAAGUCACUUCUUCUUGCUGCAACCGACUGCGAACCUGUAUAUCUAACCCCUUUGCUACAGUUUGUUUUCUAGAAAGAGUUGCGCCUUGGAUAUGGUGACCAAACUUUAUUAUCUGCAUUGGGCCAAGGAGCCCUUUGUUCUAAAGAACAUUUUGAACUUCCUCCUGAAAUUCAGUCUCCUUCAGAAGAGGCUGCAAAGAUUGUUAAACAAGUAUAUUCGGUUCUCCCUGACUAUGGAAAAAUAGUACACGCACUGCUUACUGAUGGUAUAUGGCGACUUCCAACAACAUGUGUUUUUACUGUUGGUGUUCCGGUUGAGCCUAUGCUGUCAAAAUCAAUGACGAGUGUAUCUGAAGCUCUAAAUAAGUUCCAGGAUAUAGGGUUUACUUGUGAAUACAAAUACGACGGAGAACGUGCUCAGAUACAUUACAUGGAAAAUGGCUCAGUUGAGAUUUAUAGUAGGAAUGCUCAACGGAACACUGAAAAAUUUCCUGAUGUUGUGGCUGCAGUUUCAAGGUUGAAGAAAAGAACUGUAUCGUCAUUUGUUAUUGAUUGUGAAUUGGUUGCAUACGAUCGUGCAAAACAGAAAUUCUUUCCUUUCCAGGUGCUUAGUACCCGCUCCCGCAAAAAUGUAGCUGCGAGUGGCAUUAAUGUUGAUGUAUGCAUAUUUGCUUUUGAUUUGUUGUAUCUUAAUGGCCAAGCACUGCUUCUGGAAAAUCUGAAAAUUCGUAGAGAGCAUCUUUAUGCCUCAUUUGAGGAGAAAUCUGGAUUGCUUCAGUUUGCAACGUCACUAACAUCAAAUGAUACCGAGGAAAUACAAAAGUUUCUCGACGAAGUCGUGGAUGCUACCUUCAUUCUUAUAAAGGUAUUAAGGUAUAAUGGAAGAAGCGGAGUACCAAAUAUAAAGUAUUCAUGGAGACCCACUUGAGGAGAGAUUGAUGUGUAAUUAAUUCUAAAUAGUUGAGUCAAAGAAUUUUGGACUCCAAACUUCUUCAUUAUCCACACACCAAAUUCUGUAUCGAGGGAAUCAUGUGAAAGACAAAGAAAGUCGUCCAGAACACUAAGAACUGGCUGGAAGUAAUUGCGUAUUUUGAGGCCGAUGCAAACGGUCGUAUGUCUUAGUGGAAAGAUUCAGUGAUAUAAUAACAAAUGGCUCAAGACGUGGUUGGACAUAGUUGGGAAGUGCCAACCAGUUAACAGUACCAAUCAAAUGAAUGAUUAAUUUAAAAAUGAUCGGAAUUCAUUAUGCAAAUAGGAAUCAAAAGACAUUUGGGAAAUUUUCUCCAACAAAUAUCAUCAAAGUUGAUUAUUCUAACCUACGCUAUGCUUGAAAGAUGAUUCUCUUCAGUUUAAGCGCGUAACUCAUUAACUACCACAACUUUGUAAGUUUUGGCUGUAUCGUCAAAACCAUAAGUUUAAACCAUAAGUUUUGGCUGUAUCGUCAAAACCAAAUGCAAACUUGUAGAAACAUUGGUCGACAGUGUUACGACAUAAAAAAAGCCCCUAAUUCUAUCGAUUUGAUUCUAGUGGUAGGGUUCCAUAAAGAAAACCAAUACUUUUGAAAAUUACCAUUUAGAUAAUCAUUUAGUAAGCAAUUUUCUUAGUGAAUAGCAAGCAUAGUAAUCCUUUAGCGGAAUCAAUUACCUGACAGAUGUUAGUGGAACCGUGACAUUUGUCGCCGAAAAUAAUUCUAUUUUCAAGAAAACUACUCACGUAAAUGAUUGGACAUCGCUUAUAGGGUGUUUUGGCGAAGAAUAAGUGGGUGUGAGUAUGAGAGAUGGAUUUUGAGAGGAUACCUUGAAAGGUUUUCUAAAAAUACCGGAUCAGAAAUGUACCUUUUUCAAGACUUGUUCAGUGUUUUGAACUGCUCAAUGUUGUUGAUGCUGAGCUUCACUAAGAUCAUCUGAAUGACUAAGACUUCGUAAACGGAGGAAAAUCACCACUCAUCUAGUGUUUUGGAUUCAGAUGGUUUCUUGGAGGAGGAUUUCCAUCGCAGAGUGGAUAAGAACGUGUUGGUUUAGGCUAAAUCAACAAGUACUUAUACACUUUGCGAUGAAAUUCCUCCUCCCAAGAAACCAUAUGAAUCCAAAACACUAGAUGAGUGGUGGUUUUGCUCCGUUUCCGAAGUCUGUCAUGCAGAUGAUCUUACUGAAGCUCAGCAUCAAGAACAUUGGGGAGCUCAAAACACUAACGAGUCUUGGAACAGGUGCAUUUCCGAUCCAGUAUUUUUAGAAAAACUUUUCUAGUAUUCUCUCAAAAUCCAUCUCUCAUACUCACGCCUACUUAUUCCUCGCCAAAAUAUUCGAUGUUCAAUAAUUUCCCGCGAGUAGUUUUCUUGAGAAUAAAAUUGCUUCCGGCGACAAAAUGCCACGGUUCCACUGAUAUGUAAGAUAAUUGGUUUCGCUAAGGGAUUGCUAUGCUCGCUCUUCAUUAAUAAAAUUGGUUACUAUAGAAAUGGUGCUUUCUAUAAAUAUUUAUUUUCUUUAUUGAACCCUACCACUAGAACAAAGUUGGCAGAAUUAAGGUUUUUUUUUAUGCCGUAACACCGUCGACCAAGGUUUCUACACGUUUGCAUUUGGUUUUGACGAUACAACUAAAACUUACAAGGUUGUGGUAGUUAAUGUGUCGCGUGUUCAACCGAAAGAAAACCAUCUUUCAAUCAUAGCUCAGAUUAGAGUUUUCAGCUUUAAUGAUAUUUGUUGGAGAAAACUUCCUAAUUGUCCUUUGAUUCCUGUUUGCAUAAUGAAUUCGGAUCCUUUUCAAUUUAAUGGUGAGAUUUAUUUGAUCGGUACUGUUCACAACUAUGUCUAACCACGUUUUGAGUCAUUUCUUAAUAUAUCACUGAAUCUUUUCACUGAAAAAUACAAUCACUUGCAUCUGCCACAAAAUUUUGGCAAUGAACAACUUUCUUUGUCUUUCUCAUGAUUUUCUCGGUACAAAAUUUGUUGUAUGGAUAAUGAAAGAGUUUGGAGUCCAAAAUUCUUGGACUCAACUAUUUAGAAUUAACUACACAUCAAUUUCUCUUCAAGUGGGUCUCCAUGAAUACUGUAUAUUUGGUACUCCACUUCUUCCAUUAUAUCUAUAAUCCCACUGAUGUGAAAGUAGAGAAGAACGUUAUAAUUAGAGAACCCCACAGGCUGUGUUGGUUUUCUGCCAUGAAUUACAUUCAUAGCCUGUUUUCCAAGCCUUUAACCCCUUCUCCAAGCACAUCCUGUUUGCAUGGAAGUAUCCUAUUUGUAAUAGAGGAUGAUGGUAAUCUUGGAGACAUACCGGAAGAUAGUGAGGGAAAUGAAGAGGAAUGGUUAGAUUCUAUGGGCGUGGAGGAGCUAAGUGACACCGAUUCUGAUGAACAAAUAAUCUUUAUUUUGAGUAUCUUUGGUUGUCGAAUUUUAUAGAACAUCUCUCAAACUUUAUGCUAGGUUCUUCUUACCGUCCUUGUCAUAUAUGGCUAAAAAUGCGAAGACCAUGUAUUUUUGGAUACACAGAGUGGUUAAACUUUGAUAUUCUAGCUUUCAAUUGAUGUGCUAUGAAAUUUACACGGAUA